Molecule: messenger RNA, 936 nt
Organism: Didymodactylos carnosus
Lineage: Eukaryota; Metazoa; Rotifera; Eurotatoria; Philodinida; Philodinidae
Source: the annotation of a GenBank genome assembly
AUGAGAGACAGAGGUCGUACAGCAAAUGAAAAUACAGAAAAAAGACCGAUUCCACUGAAUAGUGUUCAACUGCCGCUACAAGACAUGAUGUUAGGACAUGAGAUGAUAGCACAACAAUUCCAUCAUGAUCAGCAGCAGAGAAACGCGUCCAAUCUAAAAAAAGACACACCAAAGUAUAAAACCAAAAAAGAAGCUAGACUACCAGCGUACAUACAAGAAAAGAAAUUAACUGAAGCAAGAAUUCCCAUCUGCGCAGAAAUAGAAGACGACUAUAUGUAUAUAGAAUUAGUAAGAAGUUUUGAUUACGCGAAAAAACCCGAAGAAAAAAAGCGUCUUUGGGAAACAUAUUUAAAUUUCGCUAAUCAAACGGAGUCCUUAUGGCCGAGAGAAAUUAGAAGAUUCAGAAAUCUAAAAAGUCAGAAAGAUAAAAAGACAUAUAUCCAACAGCAAAAAGAAAAAUUCCUGAACCAGGAAGCUGAAUGGAACGAAUAUGCAUCUGAAUUAAUAAAAAAUGUAGUAACAUUACUAAAUAAAGUCGCCCCUAGCGACAAAGUAGAAUACGGGAAAGAAGAACGUAAAUUGCAUGACAGGUUAACAAGAGAGCUGUAUGACUACUGUAAAGAAGGGAUCUACACGAACGUAGAAGCAGUUGAUAGAAAAAUAGAGAAAUUAGAAGAAGACAGCAAGAAUCGGAAUAAAUACCGUGAGGUGAUAGGAGAUGAGAGCAACGACACGCUCAAAAAAGCUAUCAGUGGAAUUAAAGAAUUAAAAAAGAAAGAAAUUAAUCUUCAGGAACAGCUACCACCACAAGCAAAUAACAUAUUCUUAAAAUUAAGACCAGAAGAAAAACAACUGUUAGAUAAAGGACCUAAGAAUACGCCACUAGAACGCGCACUAGAAAAAACACUUAUAAUUAAAGAACAACAACUACAAUAA